This is a messenger RNA of Lutra lutra (Eurasian river otter), 1740 nucleotides long. It is a transcript of the gene PPP1R11, whose product is annotated as protein phosphatase 1 regulatory inhibitor subunit 11. Gene Ontology annotation, molecular function: protein phosphatase 1 binding; protein serine/threonine phosphatase inhibitor activity. The coding region runs from base 294 to 695 and encodes 133 amino acids. The transcript is spliced from 4 exons. Lineage: Eukaryota; Metazoa; Chordata; Mammalia; Carnivora; Mustelidae. The record is from RefSeq and is a predicted model, not a curated record. Gene Ontology annotation, cellular component: nucleus.
CCCUGGGGUGGGGAAGCGAAGGCCCAGGAGGAGGGGGUAAAAAGAAGGUGGAGGAUCCUGGCUGCUACUCUGAACCCGAUCCCGAUUGUCUUAGACCCCAGAGACCCAGAGAAAGGGAAGGGCGUCUCCUCCCCCUUCCUCCCCUCCUCCCUCUCCUCAGCCUUAGCCAUGGCCGAGGCAGGGGCCGGGCUGAGUGAGACCGUCACUGAGACAACGGUUACCGUGACAACCGAGCCCAGUUGCUGGGACCUUCCUUAGGUUAGGAAUUGUGUCUUCUCUGUGUCUGAGCAGUCAUGGAGAACAUUCGAUUCCCCAGGGAUUCCUGGAGGGCAAAGACCUGUCGUGUUCUGUCCCCUCCCAGCAUGCAGCUCCUCUGCUGCCAUGAGAACCGGAGCCUGACCAUCAAGCUUCGGAAACGGAAGCCAGAGAAAAAGGUAGAAUGGACAAGUGACACUGUGGACAACGAACACAUGGGCCGCCGCUCAUCAAAAUGCUGCUGUAUUUACGAGAAACCUCGGGCCUUUGGCGAGAGCUCCACGGAGAGUGAUGAGGAGGAAGAGGAGGGCUGUGGUCAUACACACUGUGUACGGGGCCACCGCAAAGGACGGCGUCGUGCAACCCCAGGACCGAGCCCCAGCACCCCUCCCCAGCCUCCUGACCCCUCCCAGCCCCCUCCAGGGCCAAUGCAGCACUAAAUUCCUCUGUCCCCCACCAUUCCUGUGUCUGUCUGGCCCUGAAUGUAUUCAUGUGGCUACCUGGGGAUUAAACCCAUGGUUUGAUCCCUCCUCCAGCCCCCUCCUCCCCUCUCCUCUGCCUGAUGGAGGGAAGGGGGAGAGGAGGGUAGACAGAGAUCCUGGAAUUCUGACUUGCUGCUACUCCAGAACCCAGACUUCUGGGUUCCCCCAGCACUCAUUUCUCCUUCCAGUACUCAUCCUCUGUUCUCCAGGGAUCCAGGCACCUUGGUCCCAGUCUGUCCCCGUUGUUCUCACUGCCAAACUGUCUGUCCUGGGAUGCAGUUAUCUUGGCCCCUUGCAUUCUCCCCUUGAGUCCCAAACACUUAACUUGGGUUUUCAGCAGCCCUAGCUUUCACUGCCAGGGGUCCCAGUCAGAUUGGGGGCAGUCUUGUCCCAGCUAUGCUUGUUAAUCCUGGCUCUGAGCUCUUCCAGGAAUGGACUUGUAUAAUCGGAACUUCUAGUCCUUGCUUGUGGGAUGGGAGGCCUCGUGGGAGACCUCAGCGCUCUCAGGGAGCUCCCAGCCCUUCCCUUCUUCUGCCCUCCGGAGGAGUUGGGAAAGGGGUCUUUGCUUUCUCCCUGUUAAUGGGACAUGGAAAAGGAAACAGUCAUGGCCUCUUCUCAUCCUUCUCAUAGGAUACAGGAUUUCCGACAAAGCCAUCUUGAAGACUGGUCACUUAGAGCCCACUGUCUCCUCCGUCUUCUGGCUUCAGAGACCGAUCCAGCAGUGUCAGGGCCCUGGGUCCCUAGGAGAGGAAGGAAAAGAGAGGGAGCAAAGAGAUGGGGAUAUGUCCCCUAUACUAUACUCUUACCCUUCCUUCCUGGGCUUUGAUGUUUCUGCCAGCCCAGAUGUCCAGCUCUCAGCCCUCCCCACUCCUUACUGGGAUCUUGCCAUCAUUUUCUCGGUUUCUUGCCAUGCACAGUUACAAAGAUGAGUCAAAAACGUACCACCACUGAGAUCUCAUUUAUUGCCACAGAUGCACAAAAUAAAUAACCCAGCAUCACAAAA